Guillardia theta CCMP2712 is the source of this 546-nucleotide messenger RNA. RefSeq lists its product as hypothetical. Gene Ontology annotation, biological process: protein dephosphorylation. NCBI's taxonomy places the organism in Eukaryota, Cryptophyceae, Pyrenomonadales, Geminigeraceae. The record is from RefSeq and is a predicted model, not a curated record. The annotation marks the transcript as partial. The transcript is spliced from 5 exons. Gene Ontology annotation, molecular function: cation binding; protein serine/threonine phosphatase activity.
CAAGGGAGAAGGAAGUACAUGGAAGAUGCCGUCAUCGUCAUCCCUGACCUUAGGAGCGAUGAGGACCCGUUCAGCAUGUUUGCAGUCUUUGACGGGCACGGUGGGAUUGAGGCGGCAAGGUGGGCGGUGGAGAAUCUGUGGAAGUUCCUUGCCCUCCUUCUGCAUGAGGGAAGAGAACCGGAGGAAGCGCUGAGGACGUCUUUCUCCAUGGCAGGAUGCACGGCUGCGGUGGUGCUGGUGCGAAGGGAUGAAGUGUGGGCGGCCAACGCGGGGGACACGCAGAUCGUGCUGCUGGGCGACAGCAGGGGGGGGAGGGGGGAGCAGCUCUGUGAGAUCCAUCGGCCCGACAACGAGAACGAGAGGAGGAGGGUGGAGGAGCUGGGCGGGUUUAUCAAGACCGUGGGGGUCCCGCGUCUCAACGGGGUGCUUGCGGUAACGAGGAGCCUGGGGGACUUCAGUCUACAUCCUCAUCUCACAUCCGAGCCGUUCGUUACCAAGGCUGCGCUCCUUCCCGACGACAGGCACCUGGUCAUUGCAACGGACGGG